AGGGUCCAAUCAUUCUAAAAUUGUUUAAUUUAAUUACAUUUGUUAGAAUUAGGAUUUGUGGAUGUAACUUUUUCUUUCUAUUUUUUUUUCUUUGCAAUUUCUUUGCGUUUACUUUCAAGACACUUCGAUGGCCAUCAUAUCUACGCAAAAUAAUUGAAACUUCCUUGCUUUGAGUCGCCUUUCUCAAAUAAAUUCUGGCUUUGCUCUGUUACAAAACUAAAAAAAAAAAUUAUCACUUUGCUGUGGGAGAAUUAGUUGCUGAAUCCUUCUCUUCUCAGUUCUCAUCAGUAAGGGUGAAGAAAGGAAAAUUUUCUCAUCUUUUGAGUUUAUCGCAUUGAUUUUCAAGACACUUCAAUGGCCAUCACAUCCACGCAAAAUAAUUUAAACUUCUCGCUUUGAGUUGCCUUUCUCAAAUUAGUCCUUCCUUUGCUCUGUUAUGGAACUAGGACAAAUUUGCUCGUUGAUAAGUGGGAGAAUUAAUUACUAAAUCCUUCUCAUUUUCGUUCUCAUCAGUAAGAGUGAAGAAAGGAAAAUUUUCUCAUCUUUUCAGGAGUUUGCUUCUCACAACUUGGAAGGGGGAAAAAUGGAGAUUGUUAUUGGCAUCCUUAGCUUUAUUGCCACAGCUGCAAAGCACACCAUCUCUCCCAUAAAAAACCAUAUCAAACACCUUUCCAAUCAUGAGAACCAGGUUCAGACCCUCAAGAAUCAAGCUGAGAGCCUGAAGGAUAGAAGAGAAAGAGUGCGGCAUUCCGUUGAUGCUGCUAACAGAAACGGGGAAGAGAUCGAACAUGAUGUUGACAACUGGUUGACUAAAGUCGACAAGAAGAUCGCUGAAGAAGUAGAGAAAGUAAUGCAAGAUGAAGCAUAAGCAAAGAAAAAGUGUUUCAUCGGCUUGUGUCCUAAUCUCUGGACUCGUUACAAGCUUAACAAGAAAGCUGAAGAGGAGGCGAAGGCUGUUGCUGAGCUACUUGAGCAGGCCAAAUUUGACAGGGUUUCUUUUCGUGCAGCUCCACAAGGUAUCAUUGCCGCAUCAGUUAGAGGUUUUGAAGAAUUCGAGUCAAGGACGUUGGUUUUGAAUGGAAUCAUGGAGGCACUGAAAGAUGCUAGUAUCAACGUUAUAGGGGUGCACGGGAUGGGUGGCAUAGGAAAGACUACGCUUGUCAAAGAAGUUGCUAGACAGGUCAAGGAAGGCAAGUUAUUUGAUUCCGUGGUUAUAGCAACCGUAACUCAGACCUUUGAUGUUAAGGGAAUUCAAGAUCAAAUUGCAGAUUUAUUGGGUUUAAGAUUCGAGGAACAGAGUAUGGUAGGAAGGGCACUUCGACUGCAAGAAAGAUUGAAAAAAGAGAAGAAGAUUCUUGUUGUUUUGGAUGAUUUAUGGGCAAGAUUAGAUCUUGAGGAAGUUGGGAUUCCUUUUGGAAAUGAACAUGAGGGAUGCAAGAUUCUGCUGACUUCUAGAGAUCUCAAUGUCCUAUCAAGUGGGAUGGAUACUCAGAAAAAUUUUGCAGUUGGCCUUUUAAAUGAAGACGAAGCCUGGGACCUGUUUAAGAAGAUGGCUGGUCACUGUGUUGAAAGUUGUGAUUUACAGGCUACAGCUAUUGAAGUAGCAAAGAAAUGUGCGGGACUGCCAAUCGCCAUUGCAACUGUUGCAAGGGCUUUGAGAAACAGAAGUUUGUUUGAAUGGAAGAGUGCUUUGUGUGAACUAAAGAGGCCUUCAUCAAGAGACUUUAAAGGGGUAACAGCCGGCGUAUAUUCAGCUAUAGAGUUGAGUUACAAUUAUUUAGAAAGCGAGGAAGUUAAGUUGACUUUCUUGCUUUGCAGUUUCUUAGGCCAUAAUGGGUUGAUUGAAGACUUGUUGAAAUAUAUAAUCGGUCUGGGUUUGUUUCAUGGCGUCCACACAAUAGAGGAAGCAAGAAACAGAGUAUUGACAGUGGUGAGUAACCUGAAAGCCUCUUGUCUGUUGCUUGAUAGUUACAACAGUGAACGGUUUGAUAUCCAUGACGUUGUUUGGUAUGUUGCUACAUCAAUUGCAAAUAGGGACCUCCGCAUGUUUGCGUUAAUAAAUGGUGAUGUGCUGAAACAGUGGCCUGAAAACGAGGCGAUGAGAAAUUGCAGUGCGAUUAAUUUACUUGAUCCUAAUAUUAGUGAGCUUCCGGAGGAGAUGGAGUGUUCACUUCUUUCCUUUUUCCAUAUGGCCCAUGAAGGUACAGUGAAAAUUCCAGUCAACUUCUUCAGACGAACAGAAAGACUCAAAGUCUUAGAUUUGACUGGAAUGCACUUUCCAUCCCUACCAGUGUCAAUUGAACUCCUCACAAACCUUCACACGUUGUGUCUAAACCAAUGUACACUAGAUGACAUAACCAUCGUUGGGAAGCUCAAGAAUUUAGAAAUCCUUAGCCUUGCUGGAUCAGACAUUAAAGCACUACCUCAGGAGAUAGCACAAUUGACUCAGUUAAGGAUGCUAGAUUUGAGUCAUUGUACUAGACUCAAAAUCAUCCCACCAAAUGUCUUGUCGAGUUUGACCAAAUUAGAAGAAUUAUAUAUGGACAAUAGCUUUGUUCAAUGGGAAGAUGAAGUAGUCGGCAAAGAAAGGAGAAAUGCUAGUCUUGAGGAGUUAAAGCAUUUGUCUCAUCUGACCACAUUUUAUGCUCAUAUUCCUAAUGCCCAAAUAAUUCCAAAACAUGUGUUCAUUGAGGCAUUGGACAGAUACAGGAUUCUCAUUGGAGAUGAGUGGGAGUGGUCCAGAAACUAUGAAUACUCAAGAACAUUGAAAUUCAAGUUGUAUUCAAGCAUUUACAUGGAUCAUGGGGUAAAAAUAUUGAUGAACAAGACUGAAGAUUUACAUCUGGAUCAACUUAAAGGCAUCAAGAAUGUACUUGCUGAGUUAAAUAAUGGGGAAGAUUUUACACAUUUAAAGAAACUUCACAUCCAAAAUGGUCGGAAGGUCCAAUAUAUUGCAACAGAGAAAAUUAAGCUUUCUCAAUUGCAGUCCAUGACACUUGAAGGUCUGCCACAGCUCAUUACCUUUUGCUCUCAAGACAAAAGGUGUUUCACAUCCCAGCAGCAGGGAAACGCGAGCUCCGAGCCCUUGCCACUUUUCAAUAUACAGUUAUGUUACCCACUGGAAGCCUGCCAAUUGUCCUCAAUUAACGCCAAAGAAUAUGCACAGCCAGCUUUUCAGAGGCAUGCUGCAGUUCCUAGCUUGGAAAGGAUGACAAUCUCCCACUUGAGAAAUGUGAAGAAGAUACUUCAUAACGAACUUCUAGCUGGUUCCUUUCGUAAAUUAGAAGAAAUGACAGUUACAAAUUGUGAUGAGUUGUUGACUGUUUUUUCAUCUACUAUAAUCGGAGUAUUCAGCUGUCUGAAAAAGCUCACAGUGAGCGAUUGUGAUUCACUACAACAGAUAUUUGAGGUUGGAGGGUUAAAUAUCAAAGAAAUACAUGCUGUAGAUUGCCAACCAAGAGAAUUGUACAUUUCUGAGGUACCAAAACUGAAGCAUGUUUGGAAUAAUGAUCCCCGUGGAAUUCUCGCAUUUCAAAAUCUACGAAAAGUAGUUAUUACAGAAUGUCCGAGUCUGAAAAAUCUAUUUCCAGCGUCCAUAGCCAAAGAUCUUCCACAACUUGAAUUUCUAGAAGUGACCCAAUGUGGGGUGGAGGAGAUUGUGUCGGCAGGAGAAGGAUUGGAGAAGGCUAUUAGGUUUAAAUUUCCCCAAGUGUCUUCCCUGAGGCUUAGAUACCUGAAUGAGCUCAAAUGUUUCUAUCCAGGGCAACACACAAUAGUUUGGCCGAUGUUGAAAAAGUUGGAGACAGAUUAUUCAACUUUACUAAAGAUAGUAGCUUCCGAACGCCUUAGCAUCCAAGAAAUGAAUGGGAAUGACCAACCGGAAUCCACAAUUCGACGGCCACUUUUCUUGGUUGAAGAGGUAUGA
Molecule: messenger RNA, 3925 nt
Organism: Durio zibethinus
Lineage: Eukaryota; Viridiplantae; Streptophyta; Magnoliopsida; Malvales; Malvaceae
Source: RefSeq, a predicted model, not a curated record